AUGGAGACCGAGGCUGGGCCCUGGCGGCCUUUCGACGUUGCCAUGGAGACAAGUCCCGGGCUAAGGCUCCGAAGCCCCGGCUCUCUGCCGGCUCAGAACCCCGCGGAGCCGCUGUGCGAGGCCGGAGCCGUGGUGGCGGCGGCACGCUGGGACCUGCGGAAACACUCUUUGCUCAUCGUGAUCGGCGAUAUCGGUACAGAGAAUCAGCUGAGGGCCGUUAGGGCCCACCUUGAGCAAGGGAUUCUCUCCUGGAACAUUGAUUUAUCAUCCAUUGACUUGAACCAACAAUUGAGACUCUUCAUUACCCGGCACCUAGCUCACUUCUCCUCAGAGGUCAAAGGCCAGAGGACCCUCUGCCACCAGAGUGAGAUCCUAGAGACCAUCGUCCUGGUAAACCCCAGUGCCGACAGCAUCAGCUCCGAGGUUCACCACCUCCUUAGCAGCCCAUCAGCUCACAAACUACUGAUCUUGAGUGGGCAAAGUUUAGAGCCUGGGGGAGACCUCAUCCUACAGAGUGGCACCUACUCCUAUCAAAACUUUGCCCAGGUCCUUCACAGCCCAGAGAUUGCCCAAUUGCUCAGCAAUAGAGACCCUGGGAUCCAGGCUUUCCUCACUGUGUCCUGCUUAGGGGAAGGUGAUUGGAGCCACCUGGGACUAUCCAGUUCCCAAGAGACCCUGCACCUCCGGCUAAACCCUGAGCCCAUGCUGCCCACCAUGGAUGGCGUGGCUGAGUUCUCUGAGUACGUCUCUGAGACCGUGGAUGUGCCAUCCCCCUUUGACCUGCUGGAGCCCCCCACCUCAGGGGGCUUCCUCAAGCUCUCCAAGCCAUGCUGCUACAUCUUCCCUGGCGGCCGCGGGGACUCUGCCCUCUUUGCCGUGAAUGGUUUCAACAUCCUGGUGGAUGGUGGCUCUGAUCGCAAGUCCUGCUUCUGGAAGCUGGUGCGGCACCUGGACCGCAUUGACUCCGUGCUGCUCACACACAUCGGGGCAGACAACCUGCCAGGCAUCAACGGACUCCUGCAGCGCAAAGUGGCAGAACUGGAGGAGGAGCAGUCUCAGGGCUCUAGCAGCUACAGUGACUGGGUGAAGAACCUCAUCUCCCCCGAGCUUGGAGUCGUCUUCUUCAACGUGCCUGAUAAGCUGCGGCUGCCUGAUGCCUCACGGAAGGCCAAGCGCAGCAUUGAGGAGGCCUGCCUCACUCUGCAGCACUUAAACCGCCUAGGCAUCCAGGCCGAGCCCCUCUACCGUGUGGUCAGCAACACCAUCGAGCCGCUGACCCUCUUCCACAAGAUGGGUGUGGGCCGCCUGGACAUGUACGUCCUCAACCCUGUCAAGGAUAGCAAGGAGAUGCAGUUCCUCAUGCAAAAGUGGGCAGGCAACAGUAAAGCUAAGACAGGCAUUGUGCUGGCUAAUGGGAAGGAGGCUGAGAUCUCGGUGCCCUACCUGACCUCCAUCACUGCUCUGGUGGUCUGGCUACCAGCCAACCCCACUGAGAAGAUUGUGCGCGUGCUUUUUCCAGGGAAUGCGCCCCAGAACAAGAUCUUGGAGGGCCUGGAAAAGCUUCGACACCUGGACUUCCUGCGCUACCCCGUGGCCACGCAGAAGGAGCUGGCCACUGGGGCUGUGCCUGCCAACCUCAAACCCAGCAAAAUCAAACAGCGGGCUGAUAGCAAGGAGAGCCUCAAGGCCACAACCAAGACAGCCGUGGGCAAGCUGGCCAAACGGGAGGAGAUGGCUGAAGAGGGAGCCAAGGAGGCCCGCUCAGAACUGGCCAAGGAGUUAGUCAAGACAGAGAAGAAGGUAAAGGAGUCAUCUGAGAAGCCCCCAGAGAAGCCUGCCAAGCCUGAGAGGGUGAGGACAGAGUCGAGUGAGGCACUGAAGGCAGAGAAGCGAAAGCUGAUCAAAGACAAGGUGGGGAAGAAGCACCUGAAAGAAAAGAUAUCAAAGCUGGAAGAGAAAAAAGACAAAGAGAAGAAAGAGAUCAAGAAGGAGAGGAAGGAGCUCAAGAAGGAUGAAGGAAGGAAGGAGGAAAAGAAGGAUGCCAAGAAGGAGGAGAAGAAGAAAGAUACCAAACCUGAGGUCAAAAAGAUUUCCAAGCCAGACCUGAAGCCCUUUACCCCUGAGGUACGUAAGACCCUCUACAAAGCCAAGGCCCCCGGCAGAGUCAAGACGGAGAAGAGCCGGGCUGCCCGUGGGGAGAAGGAGCUGUGCUCUGAGCCCCGGACACCCCCAGCCCAAAAGGGGGCUGCAUUCCCAACAAGGGAGCUGGCCCUGUCUUCACCAGAGGAUCUCACACAGGACUUCGAGGAGUUGAAGCGUGAGGAGACGGGGUUGCUGGCUGAACAAAGGGACACAGGACUAGGAGAGAAACCACUCCCCCCAGACACUGCAGAGGAGGGACUCCCAAGCACAGUGGCCCCGGGGGCACCACCCUCUGUCACAGGGCUGGAACCAGAAGAGCCUGUGAUAAAGGAGAAAGAGGCUGUCCCAGACAUCCCUGAGGAACAAGGCAGCAAGGACAGAGGCCCAGACUCUGGGGCUGAGAGAGAGCGAGCCCCCUGGGAGGAAAAGAAGGCAAAGGAAUCAGAGGGGCUCCCCGACAGAACAGAAGCCAGAGAGGAAAGUGAACCUGAGGUAAAGGAGGACGUGAUAGAGAAGGCCGAGUUAGAGGAAAUGGAGGAGCUGCACCCUUCAGACGAGGAGGAAGAGGAAGAGACAAAGGCUGAGGGUUUUUACCAAAAACAUAUGCAAGAAGCCUUGAAGGUAACGCCAAGGGGCAGGGAGGCUCUUGGGGGCCAGGAAUUAGGACUCCAAGGUAAGGCCCCUGAGAAGGAGACCUCGUCAUUCCUAAGUAGCCUGGCCACCCCUGCAGGAGCCACUGAGCACGUCUCUUACAUCCAGGACGAGACAAUCCCUGGUUACUCAGAGACCGAGCAGACUAUCUCAGAUGAGGAGAUCCAUGAUGAGCCAGAGGAGCGCGCAGCUCCACCUAGAUUUCCUACAGGUACCUAUGACCUCCCUGGGCCUGAAGGUCCUGGCCCAUUUGAGGCUAGCCAGCCUGCAGACAAUGCUGUUCCCACCACCCCCAGCAAAGGCUAUGGAGCGCCAGAGUCGGAACUCACCUACCCCCCCAACAUGGUGGCCGCCCCUCUGGCUGAAGAGGAGCAUGUGUCCUCAGCUACUUCAAUCACUGAGUGUGACAAGCUUUCUUCCUUUGCCACAUCCGUGGCUGAGGACCAGUCUGUGGCUUCACUCACAGCUCCCCAGACAGAGGAGACAGGCAAGAGCUCCCUGCUGCUUGACACAGUCACAAGCAUCCCCUCCUCCCACACGGAAGCCACUCAGGGCCUGGACUACGUGCCAUCAGCUGGUACCAUCUCACCCACCUCCUCACUGGAAGAAGACAAAGGUUUCAAAUCACCACCCUGUGAGGAGUUCUCUGUGACUGGGGAGUCAGAGAAGAGAGGAGAGAUUGUACGGAGAGGCUUGUCUGGAGAGAGAGCCGUGGAAGAGGAAGAGGAAGAGGAAGAGGAGGAGACUGCAAAUGUACAGGUGUCCGAGAAACUUCACGGUCAGUAUGAACCCCUGAUGUAUGCUGCCCCUGGGCACACCCUACAUCCAGGGGAACCAGCCAUUGGAGAAGUGGAGGAGCGCUGCCUCAGCCCAGAUGACAGCACAGUGAAGAUGGCCUCUCCCCCACCAUCUGGCCCACCCAGUGCCACCCACACGCCCUUUCAUCAGUCCCCAGUGGAAGAAAACUCUGAGCCCCAAGACUUUCAGGAAGCAGACUCCUGGGGAGAUACUAAGCGUACACCAGGUGUGGGCAAGGAAGAUGCUGUAGAAGGGACGGUCAAGCCAGGGCCUGAAGAGGGCACACCAGAGGAGGAGGGAAAGCUGCCUCCUCCCAGGAGCCCCCAGGCCCAGGAAGCACACAUCAGCGUUGUUGGAGGACAUGCAGGCUGCACCGUCCAACUGCUGCCAGAACAGGACAAAGCAAUAGUCUUUGAGACCGUGGAGGCGGGAGAGCCCACAGGGCCGAUUCUGGAAACAGAAGCCCUUCCCAGAGAUUUGAGAACAUCACACCAAGAACCUGGUGAACCUCAGAAAGAUGAGUUGCUCCAGUUUCUUGACCGAGGCCUCUCCCCUGAAGAGGUGGAGUCCCUCUCUGUCCUCAGCGUGGUCUCCCCAGACAUUGCCAACCAAGAAGCCAUCCCUAGGUCUCCCUGUGGCCUGACAGAGCAGCACCUACACAAAGACCUUUGGCCACAGGUAUCUCCAGAUGACACCCGGUCGCUUUCUCUCUCAGAAGAGAGUCCCAGCAAGGAGACCUCUCUGGAUAUCUCUUCUAAGCAGCUGUCUCCAGAAAGCCUUGGCACCCUCCAGUUUGGGGAACUAACCCUUGGAAAGGAAGAAAACGGUCCUCUGAUGCAGACUGAGGACACCUCUCACCGCCUAGCCCCUGUGUCUAUUCCAGAAGCCCGUGCAGCCACAGUGUCACCUCCCACAGAUGGGACCAGUGGAUAUGCUGCACAGGCAGACGUCACAGAUGAGAGCCCUGACGGAAAAUUACCUGCCAGCUCCUUCUCUCACUCUACACUGUUGGGAGAUGGGAAGCACUCACCUGGAAUGAUCACAAGCCCUGGUGAACACAUUCUGACACCUGAUAGCUCCCUCACCAGGAGUCCUGAGUCCUUGCCAAGCCCUGCCAUGGAGGAUAUUGCCAUGGAGUGGGAAGGUAAAGUUCCAGAGUUGAAAGAGAGACCCCCAGAGAAGAAGGAGAAGGGACCUGAGCCAAAGGAUGAAGUCCUACAGCAGAAGGACAAAAGUCUGGAGCAGAAGGGCACAGCCAUCUAUGGGAAAGAUGAGGUUCUGGAAGAAAAGGACAAGGCUGUGGAACAGCAGGAUAAGGCUUUGGAAGAAAAAGGAAGAGACUCAGAACAUAGGGACACAGCCCUGGAACAAAAGGACAAGGCCCUGGAAGGAAAAGACAAAGACUUAGAACCUAAAGACAGAGACUUAGAACCAAAAGACAAAACCUUGGAACAGGAGGACAAGGUCCCAGGAGAGAAAGAUGAACUCUUAGAACAAAAAGUCAGAGACUCUGAACAUAAACACAAGGUUCCAGAGGACAAGGUCCCUGAACUGAAGGGCAAGGCCUUAGAACAGAAAGAUGAAGCCCCUGAGCAGGACAAGGUCCCAGAACAGAAGGACAAGGCCUUAGAAAAGAAGGACCAGGCUUUAGAACAAAAAUACUUGGCCCUAGAACAGAAGGGUGAAGCUCUGGAACAAAACAUUAAGGCUGUUGAACAAAAAGACAAGAUUCUGGAAGAGAAGGACAAAACUCAGGAGCAGGAAAGUCCUGUGCAGGAGGAUAAAACCAUGACACUAAAGGAGAAGAUCCUAGAGGAAAAAUCUCCAGAAAAAGUCAAGGCUGUGGGACAGAAGGAAGAAGCUCUGCUGGAGAAGACCAAAGCUCUGGGUCUGGAAAAGAGCCCAGUGCAGGAGGACAAGGCCCCGGAGCAGGAUGAGAGGUACUGGAAGGAGCAGGACGUGGUCCAGGAGUGGCAAGAAACAUCUCCAGCCAGAGGAGAGCCAGUUGGAGAACAGAAGGAGCCUGCCCGGACAUGGGAGGACACAUCUCCUGAGCAGGAGGACAGGUACUGGAGGGGCAGAGAGGAUGUGGUCCUGGAACAGGACACAUACUGGAGGGAGCUGAGCUGUGAGCGGAAGGUCUGGUUCCCUCAUGAGCUGGGUGGCCAGGGGGCCCGGCCACGGUUCACAGAAGAGCGGGAGAGCACUUUCCUCGAUGAGGGGCCGGAUGAUGAGCAGGAAGUGGCCCCCUUGGAGCAUACACCCAAGAGUCCCUGGGCCUCAGACUUUAAGGGCUUCCAGGAGCCCUCACCACAGAAGGAGCUGGAGGUGGAGCGCUGGCUUGCUGAGUCACCAGUUGGGCUGCCACCAGAGGAAGAGGACAAGCUGACUCGCUCCCCUUUUGAGAUCAUCUCUCCUCCGGGCUCCCCACCUGAGAUGGUUGGACAGAGGGUUCCACCGGCCACAGGACAAGAGAGCCCUAUCCCAGAUCCUAAGCCCAUGCCACCCAUGAGGAAUGAGCCCACCACCCCCUCAUGGCUGGCUGACAUCCCACCAUGGGUGCCCAAGGACAGACCCCUGCCCCCUGCACCUCUCUCCCCAGCUCCAGCUCCCCCAACACCUGCCCCACAGCCACUCACUCCUGCGCCCUUCUCUUGGGACACAGCUGAGUAUGACAGUGUGGUGGCUGCAGUGCAGGAUGGGGCAGCUGAGUUGGAAGGCGGGCCGUACUCCCCCCUAGGGAAGGACUACCGCAAGGCUGAAGGGGAAAGGGAAGAAGAAGGUGGGGUUGGGGUUCCCGACAGCAGCCCCCGCAGGUCAAAGGUCCCAGAGGCCAGCGAGAGCCAUGCCUCUAAGGAGCCCGAGCCGGCCGAGCCAGAGCAGAGAGAGCCCACACCCUAUCCCGAUGAGCGAAGCUUCCAGUAUGCAGACAUCUAUGAGCAGAUGAUGCUCACUGGACUGGGCCCUGCAUGCCCCACUAGAGAGCCUCCGCUUGGAGCAGCUGGGGAUUGGCCCCCACACAUCUCAACCAAGGAGGAGGCUGCUGGCCGAAGCACAUCUGCAGAAAAGGAGCUUUCGUCUCCUGUCUCACCCCAUCACCUCCAAUUCGACACUCCAACCUUCAGCUAUGCAGCUCUGGCGGGACCCGCCGUACCCCCCAAGCAGGAGCCUGAGCCAGGGCCAAGCGUGGAUCCCAGCCUCAUCCCACCUGCAAUACCCCCCCGUGCUCCUAUCCCCCAGAGCAAAGGCCCAAGCCCCCCACUUAAUGGUAACAUCCUGAGCCGUAGCCCAGAUAGGAGAACCCCAUCCCCCAAGGAACCAGGCCGUGGUCACUGGGAUGACAGCACGAGUGACUUGGAGCUGGAGAAGGGGGCUCGGGAGCAGCCUGAGAAAGAGGCCCAGUCCCCAAGUCCCCCGCAACCCAUGCCUGCAGGUCCCUCCACCCUGUGGCCUGAAAGUGAGGCACAUACCAGCCCUUCCUCGGACUCACACCUGGGUCCUACCCGACCCAGUCUGGACUUCCCUGCAUCAGCCUUUGGCUUCUCCUCAUUGCAGCCAGCUCCUCCACAGCUGCCCUCUCCAGCGGAACCCCGCUCAGCACCCUGUGGGUCCCUUGCCUUCUCUGGUGACCGAGCUUUGGCUUUGGCUCCAGGGCACCCCCCCAGAGCCCGGCAUGAUGAGUACCUAGAAGUAACCAAGGCCCCCAGCCUGGACUCUUCACUGCCCCAGCUCCCAUCACCCAGCUCUCCUGGGGCCCCUCUCUCCAGUCUGCCGCAACCUGCCUCACCAGCCCUAUCUGAGGGCUCCUCUUCUGAGGCCACCACACCUGUGAUUUCGAGUGUGGCUGAGCGCUUCCCUCCCGGCCUGGAGGCUGCAGAACAAGGGUCUGUAGAGCUGGUCCCAGGAAUUGAACCAGCUGCCCACGGCCUCUGGGACAUCACUCCUCUGAGCCCAGCACCUCCAGCUUCACUGGACUUGGCCCCACCUCUGGCUCCAAGCCUGCCUGGAGACAUGGAUGAGGGUACCCUGCCCUGCCGCCUGGAGUGCUCAGGGGCAGCCACCAAGAAGCCAAGCCCCUUGCAGGGCCCCUCCAGGGAUCGUGCCACCAAUGGCCCAACUGAAACCAGCCCCAAGCCCCCAGGCCCUGCCCCAGCUGAGGCUGAGAAAGGAAAGGCUGAGGCCUGCCCGGCCUGGGAACGUGGGGCCUGGCCUGAGGGAGCCGAGAGGAGCUCCAGGCCUGACACGCUGCUCUCUCCUGAGCAGCCACUGUGCCCUGGAGGGUCCUCUGGAGACCAUCCUAGAAGUGUCUCCCCUGAGAUGGAGGCUGGGCCCCAGGGAUGUGUUGCUGAGCCCCGGCCCCAUCGUGGGGAGCUCUCUCCAUCCUUCCUGAACCCACCUCUGCCUCAAUCUACGGAUGACAGUGACCUGUUAACUGAGGAAGCUCGGCUGGUAGGGAGAGGGGGGCGGCGUCGGGUGGGGGCUGCAGGGGCCACAGGGGGCCCCUGCCCCGUGGCAGAUGAGACACCCCCGACGUCAGUCAGCGACUCGGGCUCCUCACAGUCAGAUUCUGACGUUCCACCAGAAACUGAGGAGUGUCCAUCCAUCACAGCUGAGGCAGCCCUCGACUCAGAUGAAGAUGGGGACUUCCUGCCUGUGGACAAAGCUGGUGGGUUUAGUGGGACUCACCAUCCCAGACCUGGCCAUGACCCACCCCCUAUCCCCCAGCCAGACCCUCGCCCAUCCCCUCCACGUCCUGACGUGUGUAUGGCUGACCCCGAGGGGCUCAGCUCAGAGUCUGGAAGGGUAGAGAGGCUACGGGAGAAGAAGACACAGGGGAGAGUCGGCCGCAGGGCUCCAGGCAGGGCCAAGCCAGCGUCUCCUGCCCAGCGUCUGGAUCUUCGGGGAAAACGCUCACCCACCCCUGGUAAAGGGACUGCAGAUCGAGCAUCCCGGGUGCCACCCCGACCACGCAGCACUCCAAGCCAGGUCACCCCAGCAGAGGAAAAGGAUGGACACAGCCCCAUGUCCAAAGGCCUAGUCAAUGGACUCAAGGCAGGACCAACGGCCUUGGGUUCCAAGGGCGGCUCUGGCCCCCCUGUAUAUGUGGAUCUUGCCUAUAUCCCGAAUCAUUGCAGUGGCAAGACUGCUGACCUUGACUUCUUCCGACGAGUGCGUGCAUCCUACUAUGUGGUCAGUGGGAAUGACCCUGCCAAUGGCGAGCCGAGCCGGGCUGUGCUGGACGCCCUGCUGGAGGGCAAGGCCCAGUGGGGGGAGAAUCUUCAGGUAACUCUGAUCCCUACUCACGACACGGAGGUGACUCGUGAGUGGUACCAGCAGACUCAUGAGCAGCAGCAACAACUGAACGUUCUGGUCCUGGCGAGCAGCAGCACCGUGGUCAUGCAGGAUGAGUCCUUCCCAGCCUGCAAGAUUGAGUUCUGAAAGAACCACUCUCCCUUCCCCAAGGAUCUGCUCCCACAACCCCCUUAGAGAAUGGCUACUGCUGAGUCCUUUGGGGUUGAGGGACAUGGGAGUUGAGGGGUCGAGGGGAACAGGAUGUCUCGUGGGAACUUAGGCUGGGCUAAACGGGAAGGGUUGUCCCUCCCCUUCAUCCAUGCCUGAAAGGAGUCUCAAAACCAAAGGUAACAGGAUUAGGAUAGGGGGAGGGUGCAAAAUUAGGAUACAAGGUCAUCUGAUGCCUGAGAACCCCAGAGUGACACCCUCUCUUAGCACUGCCUAAUGCUGGUGUUGGGUGGGGAGUGAGGAUGGAUCUCAGAGAGCAACCUCCUCCCUCAUGGAGGGAGAUCAUAUCCCCAACCCCAAGGACCUUUUUAUCUUAAUCUAUGUACUUAGCAUCCCAAGGAAGGAUUUCCAGUAGUAAUUUAUGUGACCUGGGGGCAGGAUACUGUCAGUGAGGUUGCCAGAGCUGCAUCCUUUCCUCCAUCUCCCAUUCCCUUCCCCACCAGAGUCUGGGUCCCAGCAGGGGUCUGGGGGUACGCUGCUGCUACACUGUCCCACUGCUUCCCUCCGUACCUGAAUGUUUCAAUCCAAAACUUGAAGCACUUUUGACCAACAGAUUGGUGAGAGAAGAAAGGAGCUUAUCCUCCUGGCCCCUGCUUCAUACCAUUCACAUCCCAGAGCUGUGCCCAGACCAGGCCUACUGGGCAGCACAAAGGAUCAAGGAGAGCCCAGCCCCAGCCCAGACUUCUUCCAAGCUCCCUGACCUUAUGAAGUUUUCACCCACCCAUUCCAACUCUCCUGAUCCCUUCUCAUACCUGCUUGGCUUAUCUGCAUGUGGUCACCUGCUGUGGCCUGGUGUGUAAUGGGUUAAAAAGCCACUGCCUGACAUCCUAACGUUUGACACCCCAGCAACGUGAGACUCCCCCCAACAUUCCACUAUGCCAUCCUGCAGCUGAAAUGGGAACGCUGGCUGCUUUUCCAGCCCCAAACUCUUGGAUAGAGGAUCGGGGAGGUGGAGGCCAUGCCAGAGGACUUGGGGAAAAUGAGAGGGAGGAAGGAAAAAGGGAGAGGAAGCUGAGCUAGGUCUUAACUCUUACUGAGUGAGAUGAAAACAGGCCGAAAAUACCACCCCAGGAGAGGACCUCACCCCAAGCAAGCCGAUAAGCAGCCCUGCCAGACUACUGCGGGACUGAGAAAUCCAGACGCUCUUCAGGGCUCAGCUUCUCUGCCAAAUGACUGUGGAAACCAAAACGAGACCGCCUGUGUUCUUCCUAGCUCCCACCCUCUCGUGCUGCUGUGCUCUGCUCUCCCCUCCCCCACCACGUCCCUGCUACAGUUCCCAGCUGCUGUAACGGAGCCACCUCCAACUCUAACAAUAAAUCAAGUUCAUUACAGAUGCUGUAGUGCUGCUUAGGCUUUUUCUGACUCCACACGUUGCUUAGUUGCUGGGCCCUGGCUUCUAACUCUCUGCUUCUACCAGCAUGGUCAUUUAUCUUGAUGCCUUUGAUGACUGGAAGCAGUUCCAGGACCCAAGGAAGCCAGAGAAUAUAGGGCGGGUGAAGGGAGAAAAAGUUAUGGGAAGCCAGCAUAAUUUCUGAAAAUAGGUGAGAACACCCAAGUAUGGGUGAUAGGAACUGGGGGUGGGGACAUACAUUUGGUUUGGGGGAGGAAAGAGAGGCUUCCUGGGAUGGGGAUCUGCAUUCCAUGGAGUCAAGAGCUAAGGACCCAAUAACCAGCAUCAGAUACCUUGCAUAGGAGAACACCACAGAGGUAAGGAAUUAAGGGGCCCUAAGAGAUCCAGAGCCUGUUGAGGUUGUAAACAGCUUUCACCUGUGCAGUCAGGAUUUCCAUGAAGUAUUAUAAAAUGUUGGAUUUUCCUCUGCAGUGAAACCCUUUAUAGUCCUGGGUAUGUCAGGAAAGGCCAAGUUGUGAAUGUGAAUACAUGCAGAGAGGGAUAUUCCAGCCCCGCUAGUGUUCUAGGCUUUCCCAGUGUAAAGACAUCAAGGGGGUAAAGAAAGCGCACCCCGUUUAUAUCAACUCCUGACACUCACUCCCAAGCAUCAGAGUUAAAAAUUAAGAGGGUGAUUACAACGAUCUGGUGAGAAGGCACUGGACCCUUUGGUGCUUCACAGAGAUAGAACCUCUCUUUCCGGUAACACUACUUAUUUAAGACAUUUUGGGAUUGUAGGCUGAUUGCCAUAGGGACCUCCUGGGAUGUUUAAUCUCCAUAUUUUUAAGGUCCAUUCCUGCUCAACU
This is a messenger RNA of Kogia breviceps (pygmy sperm whale), 11304 nucleotides long. It is a transcript of the gene MAP1A, whose product is annotated as microtubule associated protein 1A. Gene Ontology annotation, cellular component: neuronal cell body; synapse; microtubule associated complex. Gene Ontology annotation, molecular function: actin binding; microtubule binding. The record is from RefSeq and is a predicted model, not a curated record. NCBI's taxonomy places the organism in Eukaryota, Metazoa, Chordata, Mammalia, Artiodactyla, Physeteridae. Gene Ontology annotation, biological process: dendrite development; microtubule cytoskeleton organization; regulation of microtubule depolymerization.